AUGUCUGUUGGACCUGAUUCCAAACUCAGUAACUCCACCUUUCUCCUCGCGGGCUUCCCCGGCCUGGAGCAGCACUAUCCCUGGCUCUCCAUCCCCUUCUCCUGCAUCUAUGCCACGGUUUUCCUGGGGAACUGCCUGGUGCUGCAUGUGAUCCGGACGGAGCCCAGCCUGCACCAGCCCAUGUUCUACUUCCUGGCCAUGCUGGCCGGCACGGACCUGUGCAUGGGGCUGUCCACCGUGCACACGGUGCUGGGGGUCCUGUGGGGGCUCAGCCGGGAGGUCAGCCUGGAUGCCUGCAUUGCCCAAACUUACUUUAUCCACGGUCUGUCCUGCAUGGAGUCGGGAGUCCUUCUGGCCAUGGCCUUUGAUCGCUUUACUGCCAUCUGCAACCCUCUGAGGUAUGCUUCCAUAUUAACCAGCGCCAGAAUCAUCAACACUGGUGUGGCCAUUUUGGGGAGGGGUCUCCUGCUCAUUACCGCUCCCAUCGUUCGCCUGAAGUUCUUCAAUUACUGCCGACCCCGCGUCCUCUCCCACUCGUUCUGCCUGCACCAGGACCUCCUCCGGCUGGCCUGCUCGGACAUCCGCUUCAACAGCGUCUAUGCCUUGGCCCUGGUCAUCUGCACCCUGCUUCUGGACUCCGUGCUCAUCCUCGUCUCCUACAUCAGGAUCCUGCGCUCUGUCCUGGCCGUCGCCUCCCGGGAGGAGCGGCUCAAGUCCUCGCAGACCUGUGUCGCCCACCUCUGCGCCGUCCUGGUUUUCUACGUCCCCGUCAUUGGUCUGACCAUGGUGCACCGCUUCGGGCAGCACCUCUCGCCCGUGGUCCACGUCCUCAUGGGCAACGUCUACGUCCUCUUCCCACCCCUGAUGAACCCCAUCAUCUACAGCGUGAAGACCCAGCAGAUCCGUGGCAGGAUUCGGAGAUGGUUCCCUAAAACCAGCCCUGAGUACUCGAGGUUGAUGUGUUUUACGGGAGGGAAGGUAGUACUUGCGAAAGAAGUAACUCGUGACUUGUAG
Molecule: messenger RNA, 1014 nt
Organism: Phacochoerus africanus (Common warthog)
Lineage: Eukaryota; Metazoa; Chordata; Mammalia; Artiodactyla; Suidae
Product: olfactory receptor 51V1-like
Exons: 1
Coding region: 1-1014 (337 amino acids)
Biological process (GO): G protein-coupled receptor signaling pathway
Cellular component (GO): membrane
Molecular function (GO): G protein-coupled receptor activity; olfactory receptor activity
Source: RefSeq, a predicted model, not a curated record